UGAUGUAUGGACAACCGUACCGGAUCUCCCUUUGGCUCCUGAUGCCGGAGUCUCCCGUCAACCAGAAUCUGGGAAUGUUCAUGGUGAAGAUGUCUUCCUACACAAAGUCGGGGGCUGUAAUCGCCACCAUCUCCAGAUCGGCAAUGUUACAUUACAAAUCGUGGCUGCUGCAAACGUUGGACACUCUGCUCUAUGCCCCCCUCUUCAUUACCGGGCUGGUGGAGCAGACACAGGUCGUGGAGGUCGAGCUCUACUCUGACUACAAAGAGGACUCGUACACUCCAACGGUCGGGGCGGUGAUCGAGGUCCAGAGUAAACACAUCGAGAUCUACAAGGCGCAGCUACUGAUCCGCGCGUACUUCACAGGGAUCAGGUACCUCCUGUACGCCUUCCCAGUGAUGUCGGCCGUCAUCGGCGUGUCCACCAACUUCACCUUCCUCUGUGUCCUCGUUCUAGCCAGCUACCUGCACGUGGUGUGGGGCGGGCUCUGGCCCCGGGACAGGGCGAGAGGUCAGGCCGAGAGCCUCCAGAGUACGCUCCCUCCCCAGCAGCGCACAGCAGCUGGCCGAUCCCUUUCGCUGCCACAUCAGUUAAUGCACAGCAGUGCCAACUUGUCGCACAACACGACGCCCUCGUUCAUGCACCACAGGACCACCGGCGCCGCGAGACACACGCCCACGAUGACGCCCAGGAUGUCCCUGCAAGAUCAAGACCACCGCACCGCUGAUGCCUCUGGUUUAUCCUGGUACUCGGCUGGAAUAGAGUCACGCAGUCUCACGAUACCUGAACACCCUCCAGGAGCUUCGCCGAUGAAUAACUUUGCAGCAAAUCAGAGCGACUCAAGAAUGCCUCAACCUAUGUCACACGACACCUCGACAGGCAGCCCUGGAGGAAACGAGAGCAACUUAAUAUCGACUCAAUAUAAUAGUAACGACAGCACUGAAGCAAACGGGAGCAGCUUGAGAAUAUCUCAACACAGCUUAAACGAACUGCCAUUGGAAACGGUUGGCGUGACGGAGCAGCCACCUCCAGCCGAAACAGAGGCCGACUCCUCCAAGUACCAGAGUGGAAGGCAGGACAGCAUCGUUGCAGACACAGCGGUUGAUUUUCCAGCAGAGGAGGAGAGCCCUCCCUCAAACGUCAGCAGACAUUCGUCAGGCGAGAUGGAGGCCACACAGCAACCCCUCCCAUUCCCGUAGUGCCGGAGGCUGGGUGGGAACUUCCGACAAAGAAAUGCAGGGAUUGU
Molecule: messenger RNA, 1246 nt
Organism: Pristis pectinata (smalltooth sawfish)
Lineage: Eukaryota; Metazoa; Chordata; Chondrichthyes; Rhinopristiformes; Pristidae
Gene: bscl2
Product: BSCL2 lipid droplet biogenesis associated, seipin
Exons: 12
Coding region: 3-1199 (398 amino acids)
Biological process (GO): lipid storage; lipid droplet organization
Cellular component (GO): endoplasmic reticulum membrane
Source: RefSeq, a predicted model, not a curated record